Molecule: messenger RNA, 1754 nt
Organism: Cebus imitator (Panamanian white-faced capuchin)
Lineage: Eukaryota; Metazoa; Chordata; Mammalia; Primates; Cebidae
Product: putative neuroblastoma breakpoint family member 5
Exons: 12
Coding region: 180-1754 (524 amino acids)
Source: RefSeq, a predicted model, not a curated record
ACGCUGGCUGCUACCCACCUCACUCUCGUCAGAGGCAGAGCUACAGGCAGUGCCUUCGGCUCUGAGCUCAGGCAUCCUAAGCGCUUUUUUUUUUCAGUUAAGGACUCUCAACGACUGUGUUGUGUGGAUCAAGUUCUUCUCAACCUCCCUGUUUGAACUCUUCUGCCACAAAUGUCAGCAUGGUGGUAACUGCCGUACAUUUGUCCCAUGACAGGGCAGAGAUGAAAAUCCUAGAAAUCAACCAGGAAUUGCGCUCCCAGCUGGCAGAGAGCCAACAGCAGUUCAAAGACCUCAAAGAGAAAUUUCUUAUAAGUCAAGCUACUGCCUACUCUCUGGCUAAACAACUUAAGAAAUACAAGUGUGAAGAGGACAAAGACAUCAUCGACUCUGUGCUGAGGGAUGAAGUGCAGUUCAUAGAGGAGAAGCUGGCAGAGAAGCUCAAGCAAGCUGAGGAGCUCAGGCAAUAUAAAGCCCUGGUUCACUCUCAGGCAAAAGAGCUGACCCAGUUACGGGAGAAGUUACGGGAAAGGAGAGACGCCUCCCGGUCACUGAAUAAGCAUUUCAAGGCCCUCCUCACUCCUGAUGACCCUAACAAGUCCCAGGGUCAGGACCUCCGAGAGCAGCUGGCUGAGGGGUGCAGGCUGGCAGAGCGUCUUGUCAACAAGCUCAGCCCAGAAAAUGAUGAAGAUGAAGAUGAAGAUGAAGAUGUUACAGAUGAGGACACUGAGAACAUACAGGAAUCACCUGCUCCCAGGGAGGUGCAGAAGGCUGAGGAAAAGGAAUUCCCUCAGGACUUACUGGAGGAAUGUGCUGUCAUUUGUUCAAGCAGCUACGGCGCUUCUGACUGCAGCCAGCCUCACAGGAGUGCCAAAGUCACAUUUGAGGGAAACAAAGUCGACUCUGCUCUGCCUGUAGACAGCGAAUGCUCUCAGGAUGAAGGGGAGGAAGCUCCAAACAUUCUCCCAGGAAAUCAAAAUGAUCAUGAGGAAGAGGAGGGAAAAGUACCAAUGCCCCCCAGGAACGGACAAUCAGUUGAGCCAGGUGAACUGACCAAACUCAGGGAUUUCCUGAUCUCACCUGAUGUCUGCCUCUUUGGCAUUAUCACCAUGUUUACAAUGUUUAUCUUCUGUCUUCUUUCCUCCAGGCUGAGCUGGGAGCUGCCAGAGGUGAAGGAGCAGGAAGUCCCAGAGGACUGCUUGGAUGAAAUUUACUUGACUCCUACAGUUCACCAUGACCUGUCUGACUGCCACCAGCCUUAUAGCAGCACCUUGUCCUCACUGGAUGAUCAGCUCGCAUGCUCUGCUCUGGAUGUAGCCUCUCCCACCCAGGAGGCCUGUCCCCAGGGGACUUGCAGUGGAGACUGGAGCUACCACUUGGCAGAGGUGCAGGCUUCACAGACACAGCUGGAGCCAAGCACCCGGAUGACCAAUUGUCUGCAACUACAGCUGGAUCAAGGGAUCGACUUCGGGAAUGGCUUAGCCAGGCAGGGCCUUUCCUCCACCACCUGCAGCUUCACAGCCAAUGCUGAUCCUGGGACCCAAUGUCCCUUUCAAGAGCUGGUUUUAGAGCCCUCCGCUGGGAUGAAGAACCCUCCGCAGCUGGAAGACGAUGCACUUGAAGGCUCAGCAGACAACACACAAGGACGUCAAGUCAUUGGCCAUAUUGACCACUCAAGUGUCCUAAAACCAAAGAGUAUUAAAAGAAAACUCCCGUUCAGCAAGUACCAAAUACUGCUGGAAAGAUGCAAAGAAUGA